Molecule: messenger RNA, 645 nt
Organism: Paraglomus occultum
Lineage: Eukaryota; Fungi; Glomeromycota; Glomeromycetes; Paraglomerales; Paraglomeraceae
Source: the annotation of a GenBank genome assembly
AUGGCUAUACCACGGGUCAAACACUUCGAAAUUACAUUGACAGACGAAGGUGUGGCGAUUAUCGCAUUUAAUCGGCCUGCUCAUAGAAAUGCACUUAAUGGAGAAGUUUACAAGGAAUGGGAUCGAUCUCUCAUGUGGGCAGCUCAGUCACCUGAAGUCAAAGUUACCAUCUUGACAGGUAAAGGCAAGCUCUAUAUGGGUGGACACCAAUUGGCGUCAACUGCCGAUAUAGACGAAUCAAAGUCGAGAAAGGCAGUCAAAGAGUCGAUAGUUUGUGUUCAAUCAUUGUUGAAUACUUUAAUCAACUUUCCCAAGCUGCUUAUUGCUGCUGUCAACGGCCCAGCAAUAGGAAUUGGGAUGACAACAUUAGCUUUGUGUGACGUAGUGUAUGCUGUUCCUGAUGCUAUAUUUCUUACUCCAUUCAUGCAGUUUGGUUUUUGCGCGGAAGGAUGUUCAUCAUACACGUUUCCAAGUCGUAUUAUUCCACCAGAUAAUUUUAUUAGUGAUGUGGUUGCUAUCGCAACUAAAACGACGAAUUUUCCGCCUAUUGCAAUAUUCCAAACAAAGAAUUUAGUUCGCGCCCGCGAACGAGAGACUCUGAUGGCUGUUAAUAGAAACGAGUGCGAGGUGUUGCUGGAAAGGUAA